UUCGCAACACCCAACAAGCAGAGAACAUGAGGGCGACUCUUUAUUUUUACGCAGUAGUUUUUUAUCCUUUUCUCUCAAUCGGAAGUACUUGUGAUCCAAGUGAAUACAGAACUGCUUGGGGAGAUUGUUGUCCAAUGUGCAAUAUAGGAACAGUAGUAUACCAUGACUGUAAUGAAGAUAUGAGUACCACAUGCAUACCCUGCCCUCCAGGAACAUUCAUGAAUCAAAUCAAUGGUCUUCAUCGGUGCUUCACAUGCAAAGACUGUGCUAAAAGUCAAGGCCUUUACAUCCAGAGUAAAUGCACUACAAUACGAGACACUGUGUGUGAUGUGCUUGAUGGAUAUUACUGCAUUGAUUACUCAGAUUCACAGUGCCGUCGAGCUCAAAAACACAGAGUUUGCAGACCAGGACAAGAAACAAGAACACCAGGGACGAAGGCAUCAGAUACAGAAUGUGUGGACUGUGCUCAUGGGUUUUAUUCUCCAUCAGGGCUGAGCUGCACCCAAUGGAGAGACUGUGCAGCCAGAAAUGAGAUUCUGAAAGAAUGUGGCAGUCCUGUGAAAGAUGUCACAUGUGAACAGAAGCCAAAGAAAAGAAAUGAUCUUUUAGAUUUAAUUUCAACUACCUUAGAAGAUGUCUACAGAAUUUUUUUCUCUUAAGUUCAGAAAGCCAAUAAAGGAUUCUAAACAGCUAGCCAGCGCUGAAACCACGGAGGUGUUGAAGUUGUCAUAUUGCUGUUCUCCACCAAAAGAGGACGCCACUGACUGACAGCUAAACUUAAUCGUUACUUUGGCUGUUGUCUGUAAUAACCAGCACAGUAUUGCUGACGAGUGUCUAUUGCACACCCGACACAAUAUGUUAUUAUGCAUGUAAUAUUAGUCAAGAAAAUAUUAAAGAGCAUAUAUAUCAGAUCAUUAGCAAAAACUGAUAUGAGUGUUCAAUAACUAUUACAAUGCAAGCUUUUACUAUAUUUCACACUAUAUUGCAUAAAAAUAAUUGUUUACAAUGCAUCUUGUUUGGAGAGACAGUAU
Carassius auratus (goldfish) is the source of this 1031-nucleotide messenger RNA. Its product is annotated as tumor necrosis factor receptor superfamily member 14-like. The record is from RefSeq and is a predicted model, not a curated record. Lineage: Eukaryota; Metazoa; Chordata; Actinopteri; Cypriniformes; Cyprinidae. The transcript has 7 exons. Bases 27 to 659 code for a protein of 210 amino acids. Gene Ontology annotation, cellular component: external side of plasma membrane. Gene Ontology annotation, biological process: positive regulation of cytokine production involved in immune response; defense response to Gram-positive bacterium; defense response to Gram-negative bacterium. Gene Ontology annotation, molecular function: protein binding.